Penicillium malachiteum is the source of this 582-nucleotide messenger RNA. Its product is annotated as ESCRT-II subunit protein VPS25. The coding region runs from base 1 to 582 and encodes 193 amino acids. The record is from RefSeq and is a predicted model, not a curated record. Lineage: Eukaryota; Fungi; Ascomycota; Eurotiomycetes; Eurotiales; Aspergillaceae. Gene Ontology annotation, cellular component: ESCRT II complex. Gene Ontology annotation, biological process: protein transport to vacuole involved in ubiquitin-dependent protein catabolic process via the multivesicular body sorting pathway. Gene Ontology annotation, molecular function: structural molecule activity; protein homodimerization activity. The transcript has 2 exons.
AUGGCAACAUCAACUCCUUUCCAGUUCCCAUCAACCUACAACUUUCCCCCCUUCUUCACCCCGCAGCCAAAUACAAAUACCCGUCAGGCUCAACUCCAGAAAUGGUCCUCCUUGAUUCAAGCUUGGUGUCGACACCACAAACAAUAUCGCUUAUCGCUGGUCGAAGCAGUCGAUAGUCCACUCUUCCAUAAUACCGCGCUGCGUAAGCGUCUAGAUCUCCGCGAAGCACGAGACGUGGUAGAUUGGAUGGUUAAGAGUGAGGAGGAAGGUGGUGGUGGACGACGAGCAGAGUGGAUAGAUUCUUCUUCUAGCUCUGGGAACCAAGGUCCCAAGUCUGUGGCAUGGAUUUGGUGGCGCAGACCGGAGGAGUGGGCGGAUGUCAUAGUAGACUGGGUGGAGGGAACUGGACAGAAGGGUGCUGUGUUAACAGUUUAUGAGUUGGUACAAGGGGAGGGAACCGUUUCUCAAGAAUUCCAUGGCAUGGAUAACGACAUAAUGCUAAAAGCACUGGGCGUUCUGGCUAAGCGUGGCAAGGCACAAGUAUUUGGAAGCGAGGGACAGGAAGGUGUCAAGUUCUACUAA